UAUAACCACAACCAAGAUUCAUCCCCAUCCCCAUCCCCAUCCUCCCUUCACGCCAUGCAGGUUGUGAGAUGAUGAACAGCCACUCUACCAGAUAUUUAGAGACCAGACCGCGAAGAAACUCCUCGGGAUCUAGCUCAAUUAGUCACAUCAUCACUACUCCCACCUCCAGCACUCCCUCGCUAUCCCCUACCUCCGAUAUGCCUUCCAACCUCGAGGACUUGGGAGAGGGUGUUCGACAUGUACACAUCAAUGCCGAUGGAGGGAAGCCCAAGACUCGCACGGCACAUGGCCGCAAGGCUUCGUCUCCCAUGAUGCCUGCUUUCAUUGUUUCUGCACCUGGAAAAGUUAUUGUGUUUGGAGAACAUGCCGUGGUACAUGGAAAGGCCGCUAUAGCUGCUGCGAUCUCUCUACGUUCAUACCUUCUCGUGACAUCCCUUUCGAAAUCGAGGCGAACAAUCUCUUUGCGAUUCCCAGACAUCAAUUUAUCACAUACCUGGGACAUCGAUGAUCUCCCAUGGAGCACAUUUUCGCACCCUUCCAAAAAGAAGCAUUACUACGAUCUGGUGACAGAGCUCGACCCAGAGCUUGUCGCUGCCAUGAAACCACAUCUUGCCAACGUCUCGCCAGGGGCACCAGAUGAAGUUCGCAAGGUGCACCAAAAUUCGGCGUCAGCAUUCUUAUAUAUUUUCCUGUCGCUGGGAUCGCAGUCAUUCAACGGCUGUCUAUAUACACUCCGUUCGACUCUACCAAUAGGAGCAGGGCUGGGAAGCAGCGCCUCGAUAUCUGUUUGCCUGUCGUCUGCUCUGCUUCUGCAGAUACGCACACUCUCUGGCCCUCACCCGGACCAACCUGCGGCGGAAGCCCUCCUCCAAUUGGAAAGAAUAAACAGAUGGGCGUUCGUGUGCGAGAUGUGCAUUCACGGCAACCCUUCAGGCGUCGACAACACCGUUGCGACGCAAGGAAAGGCCGUCGUCUUCCAGCGCUCCGACUACAGCAAACCACCAGUCGUCACUCCGCUCUGGAACUUCCCAGAGCUACCCCUCCUCUUAGUCGAUACCAAGCAGCCCAAAUCCACCAAGGCCGAGGUCGCCAAGGUGGGCGAUCUUAAGAAGGUGCAUCCCGAAGUGACCGGGGCAAUCCUAUACGCGAUCGAUCAAGUCACCAUCAGCGCGGCGAAUCUGAUUACAAGUGGGCAGUACGAUGAUGAUGAAGAGGUUGGGCAGGCGCAUCUGGGCAAGAUGAUGACUAUCAAUCAUGGUCUGCUCGUUGCCUUGGGCGUUUCGCACCCGAGACUCGAGAGAGUACGAGAGCUGGUCGACCAUGCGGGCAUUGGAUGGACAAAGCUCACUGGUGCCGGCGGUGGGGGGUGCGCCAUCACGCUUCUGAAGCCAGAUAUAUCAAAAGAGAGGCUUCGUCAGCUAGAGCAAGACCUCGACGAUGAAGGAUACGGGAAGUUCGAGACAACCCUCGGCGGCGAUGGAGUUGGCGUUCUCUGGCCCGCGGUCCUGAAAAACGGGACCGACGAGGAUGAUGAGGGGGGUGUGGAGAUCGACCAGGAGAAGUUCCUGAAUGCGGUGGGUAAUGAUGGCGUUGAGAGGCUGGUGGGUGUGCAUGGCAAGGAUGGGGAGAGGGAGAGCUGGAAGUUUUGGAGGGUGGAUGCGAAUUAGGGGAAAUAAUUAAACUUAAUGGGAAAAAAUGGGGGGGAGGGGAAUAGGCAUCUCGGG
Molecule: messenger RNA, 1724 nt
Organism: Pseudogymnoascus destructans
Lineage: Eukaryota; Fungi; Ascomycota; Leotiomycetes; Thelebolales; Thelebolaceae
Gene: ERG12
Product: Mevalonate kinase
Exons: 2
Coding region: 69-1667 (532 amino acids)
Biological process (GO): ergosterol biosynthetic process; isoprenoid biosynthetic process
Cellular component (GO): cytoplasm
Molecular function (GO): ATP binding; mevalonate kinase activity
Source: RefSeq, a predicted model, not a curated record